UGGACUUGUAAGUUUGUUUACUACGCGCUCGCAUAUUUGAUUAUAUUUAUUCUGGCGCAAAUAUACAAUACACAAAACCUCUAAAAUGUUUAAGAUAAGGAAAAAAGGAAUAUUGGGAAUUAUAUUUUCCGACUUGAUGUAAAUUUGUUUACUGGACAGAAGAUUGAUUAUGUUGAAGGAUGGAACGGCUACGCCGUUGUGGAAUUAAGCGCCUGCUGAAGGUGUGGCUUGGCUUUUCUAUAGGCAUGGUAUUCAGCUUUACCCUACUAGUCAAUGAAAUGGCGAUACAGUUUACUGGUUCUAAACAUCGAUUUUCUACGACAGCUCUGGAGGUUUCCAACUGGUAUAACUCGGAUAGAAACUUCUGUGGGGGCCAUUACACGGGAUACGGCCAUACCUUUUUCAAGUUGAAGUCUACCAUAUUUGACCCAAAGAAAAACGUUUUCACAAUACCCUGUAACGAAUGGAUGUUUUUACAUAGACCGUAUACGUACUGGUUUAAUGGAAAAUAUGCACCGGCGAGGUAUUCUAAAUCCUUAACCUUCAAUAAAGGUCACGAUUUACGAAAUAUUUUAAAAGAUGAGAAUAUUACAAUAGUUGUCUACAGAGAAUAUCCGCAUAAUUUCUAUCACGCCAUGACGCAGUGGUACAAUAUUUUCGUACUGUCAAAUCUUUUUAGCUUCAGCAUGAAGAGAGUUAAUAUUCUCUUAUUGGACACCGGCCCAGUGGUUCACAUUGAUGAACAGUGGAAGUUACUGUUUCAACAAGUGAUAAAAGCGGAUGAAAUUGACACUCCAAUGUAUUUUAAGGAGGCCAUAUUUAAUAUACCUGGGCAUGAAAGCCCAAUGUUCUAUUUUGAUCUUGUAAAACUACCAUUCAUAGAAGACUUUUCGAAUUAUGUUUUGCAAACUUUUGAUAUAAAAGGCAAGCAGUCUUUUGACUGUAAAAAAAUAACAAUAACUUUAGUUCUUAGGCGGGACUAUUACAUGCAUCCCGGCGUAAGUUCCGAGAAAAGAAUCGCAGAACGGAAGUUCAAAAAUGAGGACGAGUUACUUGCCACGCUCAGAUCAGAAUUUCCGGGUCAUACGGUGCAAACGCUAAUUGCGGAGGAAAUGUCACUUCCGGAACAGUUGUCACUGACCUCAAAUACAGACAUUUUGAUUGGAAUGCAUGGUUGUGUUCUUACACAAAUCUUAUUCUUGCCAAAACACGCCAUGGUGUUGGAAAUGUAUCCUGUCUUUUGGAAUGUUCAGAGAUUCUUUAGUUCUAUAUCCAGAUGGAGAAAUAUCAAACAUGAAUACUGGCAGAAUAGUGAGAACAGAUAUGAAUUUGCCAACCAUUAUACAUAUGUUCCAACAAGUGUUAUAGACGAAUUUGCCCAACGUGCUCGAAAACACUUUGUAUGUAAUUAACACAACUUACAAUCUUCAUGAUUCAAAAGUUCACAAAAAUAGUUUUCUGGUCUGUUUUAGGGAGAUUCAGAAAGAACAACAGACGAUAAAUUUUAAAAUUUGUAUUCAUAUUUUAGUGCUCUGCGUUGGAAGUUUUUACAUUUAUUCUAUCAGGACUUGCGUAUUAUGCUAAUAAUUAUUUUCGGAUAGUGGCAUUACCUAAAAACUUCCGCUGGGCCUGAUUCUUUAUGUAUAAUUUCGAGUUUACAAACUGUUUGCACGCAUGCAGUUGAUCCUUUACAGUGAGGAUCGAGUGUUCUGCCCACCUCAAAUAUUUUUAUCAUAAUUUUGAUAAAUUGUUUUCGUCAUCAUUUGAUAUCAGACUUAGUUAUUGAAAUUCGUUUUGAGUACUUUUCAGAGAUUUAAGCUUAAUGCGGGUGAAAGGAAACGAAAAGUGAAAUAGAAAAUAAAUUCUUUAAAUUUGUUCAAAGGGUUAUCUGAUUUUUCAUGGAUUUGGCAGUGAAUAACGAGCACUAGGGAAGAGAAUCGUUAC
This is a messenger RNA of Mercenaria mercenaria, 1944 nucleotides long. Its product is annotated as EGF domain-specific O-linked N-acetylglucosamine transferase-like. Lineage: Eukaryota; Metazoa; Mollusca; Bivalvia; Venerida; Veneridae. Gene Ontology annotation, molecular function: glycosyltransferase activity. The record is from RefSeq and is a predicted model, not a curated record. The transcript is spliced from 2 exons. Bases 180 to 1412 code for a protein of 410 amino acids.